Molecule: messenger RNA, 828 nt
Organism: Botrytis porri
Lineage: Eukaryota; Fungi; Ascomycota; Leotiomycetes; Helotiales; Sclerotiniaceae
Exons: 2
Coding region: 1-828 (275 amino acids)
Source: RefSeq, a predicted model, not a curated record
AUGCCUUUACUAGACCGUCUUCGAAAUAGUCUCAAAGAUAGGAUCAAGCGUAGGCCUCAAGGCCUCCAUGAAUGCAACUUCUUUGAAGAUGGGAAGCAUUCCACACAAGGAGUUCAAGAAAGAAUUCCCACUUCUUGCGAAAACUCCAGGUUGUUCGAGAAACAUACAUUCGGGUAUCUUAGCCCUUGUCGAUAUGGAACAUUAGACAAUGUCAACGACGACGUUGACGAUGAUGUCGAUAGCAAAGAGAGCUGUUUUACCGACUUCUCAUCAGAGAACUCUAUAGUCCGCUUUGUUUCCAAUGUUUUUGCUCCUGGUUGUGGAACCGCUUUGUCUCCUCGUCUGCAAUCUCGGAGUCAUCAUAUUCAACAGCAAACCACUCUUAGCGAUCAGCGUAUGAGCGACUCUCAGCAAAAUAAUGACAACGUCCAUUUAGAUAAAGACAGCCAUAACUUGGCAGAAGACCUGGAAGUUUUUGGUUCACCCCUAAAGAGAGUUAAAGCUGGAAGCUCUCAUCCAAGCUCGGGCUGGGGAAUGCAGGAUCAGAUUGAUUCUCAGAUGAGGGAAGAUGUUGAAAGAUUAAUUCCUAGCUCUAGAUCAGGGAGUUUACAAUCCGAGAAUAUUUUAGGUACCAAAAAAUCUACUAGAGCUUGCCACACGGACGACAAAAACCUUGAGCGUAUGAUGAUACCAAAACGUCUGUAUCUUCCAUCCGAAAAUCCUCAUCGUCGGGUCGGUGUCUACGACGGCGUAUUCUUCAAUCAUGUUUCUAAUAUUCUCACAUUUGAAGAAGACAUUUGGGAUAGCUCAAUUAGGGAAAUUGGGUGA